AUGCUCGUCACCGCCCGCAUCCCCUCCGACAACUACGCCGCCUCCCGCCUCCUCUCCUUCUACGCCACCAACGGCCACCUCCCCCUCGCCCUCUCCCUCUUCUCCCUCACUCCCUCCCCCAACUCCUUCUUCUUCAACACCCUCAUCCGCGCUUCCUCCUCCUCCGCCUCCUCCGCCUUCGCUCUCUACUCUCGCAUGCUCCGCUCAGCUGUCUCGCCCGGCAAGCACACCUUCCCCUUCCUCCUCAAAGCCUCCGCUAAUCUUGGUUCCCCAAGCUUAUCCAAACAGAUUCACGAUCAUGUCAUCAAGUAUGGGUUGGAAUUGGAUCGAUAUGUUACCAAUGGGUUGACGCACUCCUACGCUUGUUCUGGGAUGGUUGUUGACGCACGUAAGGUGUUUGAUGGAACGACGGAGCGGAACUCGAUGAUUUGGACCACGAUGGUUAGCGGGUAUGCUAGGAACGGGCUCGCCGACGAGGCGAUUGGGUUGUUUGAGGAGAUGGUGGGGUUGGGGGUGGAGCUGUGCGGGGCCACCAUGGCGUCCGUGCUGUCAGCAUGUGCAAGGUCCGGAGGGUUAGAGACGGGGAGGAGGGUGCACGGGAUUGUUAAGGAGAAGGGGGUUGAGGUUGGGGUGAUACUGGGGACGGCGCUCGUGGAUAUGUACGCGAAGAAUGGGGCGAUUUUUGAGGCGAGGGAGGUGUUUGUAGGAAUGCCCGAGAGAAAUGUGGCUACGUGGAAUGCAAUGAUUUGUGGGUUGGCUCAUCAUGGGCAUUCCGAAGGAGCGGUGUGUCUGUUUCGGGAGUUGGAGAGGCUGGUAAAGUCGACAAGGGAAGUGUGUCCGAAUGACAUAACGUUCACGGGAAUUCUGACCGCGUGCUGCCAUGCCGGAUGGGUUGAAUUGGGGCGGGAGAUAUUUUUCUCUAUGCAAGAGAGCUAUGGGGUUGAACCGAAAGUGGAGCAUUAUGGUUGCAUGGUUGAUCUUUUAGGGAGGAGCGGGAGGUUGGAGGAGGCUGAGGAAUUGGUGAGAGGGAUGAAGUGGGAGGCCGAUAUUGUGGUUUGGGGAGCUUUGUUGACGGCUUGUCGGAGUUUUGGGAGGAUAGAGAUUGCGGAGAGGGUGGUGCAGGAGAUGCUGAGGCUGGAUCCGGAGAAUCACAGUGUUUAUGUCGUUUUGUCGAAUAUGUAUGCAGAGGUUGGCAGAUGGGAGGAUGUCACGAGGUUCAGGGGCAUUAUGAAGGACGAUGGGUUCAAGAAGAUUCCAGGUUGGAGUUCAGUUGAUGGCCAUGGUUGACAGGAGUGCACGGGUGCAUUUAGGAUCCAGUGAUAGGGACUCAGAGUGGGCCCUCAACAUUAGGUGGGGAAAAAAAACUGGAAACUGAUGAAGAUCAUUUGAAGGGAACUAUUGAUCUAACGACACUCAAGGUCAGUUCACUUAAUUUUCAGGAUUUCUAGGACAAAGAGAACAGUUCAAAUCUGGCAGUUUGGGUGGUUCAGCUGAUAAAUGAUAUUAAAACAAUAGAAACUGUUGAAGAUCAUUUGAAAGGAGUAGUUGAUCCAGUGGCAUUCAAACAAAGAAAACUCAAAUUAUUUCAAAGAAAUUUGAGGACAGUGAGAUCAUGGAAAAAGAGGACGUUCUAUAUGUCUGCCCGGGUGAUUUCGCUGAGGUAUGCUAUUGAAUCUAUGUUUGAUAGAGAGAAGAUGCAGAAGAUAAAUUUUAAACCGUGCGCUGUUCUUUGCAUUAGCAAUAUAUAUGCCGUAUUCUUCGUUGUGAUUUCGGCUUGGAGAGUUCAUUUGCUGGGAUUGUCCAAUUUGUCAACUAUUCGACAUAUAUCUAUGACUGCAGAGAGUUCAAACCUGAAGUAUAAACUGAAACAUUUUCAAUUGCUGUAUUUAUAAUUUUUUGUUAAAUUCUUUCGAACGAAGUUUUUAUUUGUUGCAUGAUAAGUGUGAAGUUCACGUAAGUUUGAAUCAGCACUCUAGUGCAAUUUGACUGAUGUUGUGAUA
Asparagus officinalis (garden asparagus) is the source of this 2000-nucleotide messenger RNA. RefSeq names its product pentatricopeptide repeat-containing protein At5g56310-like. NCBI's taxonomy places the organism in Eukaryota, Viridiplantae, Streptophyta, Magnoliopsida, Asparagales, Asparagaceae. Gene Ontology annotation, molecular function: RNA binding; protein binding. The record is from RefSeq and is a predicted model, not a curated record. Gene Ontology annotation, biological process: RNA modification.